This is a messenger RNA of Drosophila ficusphila, 3102 nucleotides long. RefSeq names its product zinc finger protein rotund. The transcript is spliced from 2 exons. The coding region runs from base 1039 to 3000 and encodes 653 amino acids. Lineage: Eukaryota; Metazoa; Arthropoda; Insecta; Diptera; Drosophilidae. Gene Ontology annotation, biological process: regulation of DNA-templated transcription. The record is from RefSeq and is a predicted model, not a curated record. Gene Ontology annotation, molecular function: DNA-binding transcription factor activity, RNA polymerase II-specific; RNA polymerase II cis-regulatory region sequence-specific DNA binding.
GUUGCUUACGUUCGGUUCGUUCGCAUUUCUUCUCUAUCUUAUAUAAUAUUAUAUUUUCUCCUAAAUCAAUUUUUUCACUACCAACAACAACAACAAUAAUAACAACUCAACUAUUCUCAACUCGCGUCAACCUUAACUUAACUUUCUCAAAAAAAAAAAACUACAACUCUACCACUACAACUCUGUCAACUUUCCGUUUUUUAAACUGAACCUCAAAACAAAACAUUUAAUUUCGACUCGACCAUCGAACAAGCUUUGUUUCUAAAAACCGAGGAGAAAAUUGCCAGCGAAAAGGAGAAAGGAUACCCAAAAAAAAAAAAAAGAAAAGGAAAGCCCCCCUUAUGUUUUGAGUCCAAAUUCCGUGUUAAAAACAAACGUAAACGUAAACGCAAAUGUAAAAAUCGAUAAGCCACACGCAGCCAGCCAACUGAACGCGAACGUGUCCGUGUGUGUUCCGUGGAGCGAGGGGAAGAAAGCGGGGGGAACUGACCAAAAAUCGGUGGCCCUGGCCAAAAACGCAAAAACUCCGGCCCAAAAAAAAACAAAAGAAAUAAAAGAGCGAGACGAAACUCCAGCCCAAAUGACGGAUACGGGUCUGACAACGAAUCGAGCGCCGAAAUGUGUGAAGUGGCUGUGAAACCCGAAGAAUCCUAACUAAAAAAACCAAUUUACAAUAAAAUGCAAAUUAUUAAGAAUAUUUAACCGACACACACACGCCACACACACACACACGAACAAUCAAAGGGAGAGGAAUCAGGGAUUGCAGAAAUGCCAGGCCUGAAGAGCUCCAACAAGCUGUACGACUAAAACCUUAAGAGAUCUUUCGGCGAGCCAAACUCUAUAUACAAUAUAUAUAUUUUCACAUGCGAGAUAACAACAGCAACGUUUCCUUUCCGCUUUUGCCACGAACAAUACCCCCUGAGACGGUCUUUGCUCGCUCGAAACUCGACACUAGCUUCAGCACUUAGCCCUCUAAGACCUAACUGGAUCCUCCCAGCUCCUAGCCAAACAAAACUCUAACCUCAAGAAACCCCGAAGAUGCCGCGCUGCCUGAUCGCGAAGAAGUGGAAGGCGUAUCCCUGGCUGGAUCGCUCCGAGGACAACGGCCAGCAGCAGCAGGGCAGCACGAGCUCCGCGCGAGAACUGGAGGAGCUGCAUCUGAAGUCCAGACGCUCCACCCUGGACGAGGACGAGGAGAUCGACGUGGUGGGCGACAAAUUCCUGAUCAAGUUGGAGAAGCAACGCACAACAGCAGCGGACGCGGCGGCAGCAGCAACAGCAGCAGCAGCAACUUCCAUCGAGGCGGCAACAUCGCACGGCAGCAGCAACAUCGAGGCAACGACGUCCAAGUGCUGGGGACCCAGUUCACCCACGGCGGGCACCACGGCUCCCAGUCCGCCGCCCCAUUCCCCGGAGGCGGCGACUCGAGUGGCCGGCAAUGUUUACAACGGCUACACCCGCGAACUGUCGCCGCUGCACUACACCGCGUACCUGCCCCGCAUGGAGAGCGGGAUAACCGUGAUCCGUGCCGCGGCCACAGCUCUGGUGGCAGCCGCGUCCGUCUCGUCCGGAAACGGAAAUGGCAAUGGAGACCAGCACCUAGCGGCCUACCAAACGCCGCCCUCGUCCACCACUUCGUCGCCCAGUUGUUCGCCCAGCGGCGCCGGCGAUCGCUACAGUCCGCUUUCGAGCGGUCAGACCUCCAGCGAACGGAAGUGCUUCAGCAGCACGGGGGCCACCCUGUCGCUGCCGCCCAAGAAGAAGGACAUCUACAGACCGUACUCCCUGGACGACAAGCCGGCGCACGGCUACCGACGAAGGAUUCCGGCGGAGGAGGACCUGCAUGCGGCACACGCCAUCCUGGACCUGAGUGCCAGCACAGCCUUCCACCCGCCCACGCAGCCUCACCAACUGCAGCAACAGCAGCAGCAACAACAGCAGCAGCAGCAACAGCACACUCAGCAGCAACACCUUGCCCCGCAGCAACAUCAUUACUUGCCACUGCAGCAGCAGCAGCAGCAACAGCAGCAGGCACACCACACCCACUUGCCAACUCUCGAGGCGCAUGCGCAUCUGCGCAGCACAUCAUCGAUUGCCGAACUGGCUGCAGCGGCCAGCGUGGUAAAUGAGCAACGCCCCGCGAGCAACGCCUCGAGUGCCAGCAGCAACCACAUGCCCAGCAGCCCCAGCAGCCACUCGAGCAGCAGCCACAGCAGCAGCAGCAGCCAGGUGCAGAAUGAGAACAGCAACACCACGAACACGAACCAGGAUGGCGAGUGCCUGCAGGACGGCGAGCACGGCGGCGCCUCGGGAGCGUCGGCCAAGACGGUGGCCUACACCUACGAGGCCUUCUUCGUCAGCGACGGCCGGUCGAAGCGCAAGCACGUGACGGAUCCCGCCGCCGCCGUGCCCACUCCCGAUCAGCAGAAGACCAAGUACACCUGCUCCGAGUGCGGCAAGCAGUACGCCACCUCCUCGAACCUCUCGCGCCACAAGCAGACCCAUCGCUCGCUGGACUCGCAGUCGGCCAAGAAGUGCCACACCUGUGGCAAGGCCUACGUCUCCAUGCCCGCGUUGGCGAUGCACGUCCUGACGCACAAGCUAUCGCACAGCUGCGGCGUCUGCGGCAAGCUCUUCUCGCGGCCCUGGCUGCUGCAGGGCCACCUGCGCUCCCACACGGGCGAAAAGCCCUACGGAUGUGCGCACUGCGGCAAGGCCUUUGCGGAUCGCUCCAAUCUGCGCGCCCACAUGCAAACCCACUCGGUGGACAAGAACUUCGAGUGCAAGCGGUGCCACAAGACCUUCGCCCUGAAGUCGUACCUCAACAAGCACUUGGAGUCGGCCUGCCUGAAGGACGAGGAGGAGCUGAUGAUGUCCAUGUCGCUGUCGAUGCACGACAGCAACAGCGAGAGUGGGGCGAGUAUGGCCUCGUCGCCGCCACACGAGUUCCUUGAGCGCGUUAAAAUCGAGGGCAGUGGAGGACCCACUUAUGCCAUGUAAGCAAUAUAUAUAUAUGCGGGGGUGGCACACCGAAUCUCUGGCGGUAUUAAGUCACUGUUUGCACGAUCCGGCUCGAAGGACCAAAAUGAGUUUUUAGACCUU